Molecule: messenger RNA, 1302 nt
Organism: Phanerochaete carnosa HHB-10118-sp
Lineage: Eukaryota; Fungi; Basidiomycota; Agaricomycetes; Polyporales; Phanerochaetaceae
Exons: 6
Coding region: 186-635 (149 amino acids)
Source: RefSeq, a predicted model, not a curated record
UGCAUUAUGACGAGCAUGUGUCGAUCGCAAUGGUUGUGCUCGUCUGGACAUGAGCCGAUGUAGCCAAAGUGCCGUCGCAUGGAACGGGCAGCGUACUGACUUGGCCACGUCGUGCUUGUUCCCACAAGCGACGGAUACGACGGAGUAAUAGUGUCGUUAGUCGCUGUCGGAGUGUCACCUUGGAGAUGGCACCUAAGCACGAUAUGAUACUUCCACAUACCCAUAACUCCAACCAAGCCUCGACUCAGGAGAUGUCGGCGCUCCUGCUUCGCCAGUGCAAGAAGCGUAACGGCAAUACAGAUACUGCUAGAACAAUGCUUAAGCUGAAGGAGCUUGAAGUCGCCGUACGUCUGAUUGUGUCGACAUUCCCUUCGAUAAUGAAUGUACGCCAAAAACUUGUGCAUCUGUCACUCGCUCUGGGGGUACAUGGUCGAUCCAUAUCCCAGCCGUUCACUCCCACGUGCUGCCACUCAGAACUCCUUUUCGCGUUUCAAUGCGUGCGCGUCGACUGUGAUGAUCACGCUCGUCGAGACAUGGGCAGACGUGGCCGUGGUGCAUCUGCGCUGCGCAGAACGGGCGGCGUGCUGAGCGGUGUGGCCACGCCUGGCUUGUUUCUUGGCAUGCCGAUUCAUUAGCAGGUGCUACGAAGCGGCGCUCAGUACUUCGUACCCGCAAGCGAUGAACACGACGGAGAAUGAACGUCGCUGGUCAACGCCACUGCGGCGUUUUGGAGAUCGCGUCCGGACACGGUCGUCCGUAACUUGGGCCCUUCGCAUUAGAUAUCCCGCUCGUCAUGAGGGAGUAGGGCACCGGACGACUCUGCGUGCAGGCUUUCCCGGACGUCGAGGUGGAGGUGUAUAGGGCGCAUGAAUUGCAUUUAGGCGACACCCGUGCCGGCAAACUUGGAGUUCUCCUGUCCAGAUUUCAGGCACGUGUUCAGCGCUGUGUAGCCCCACUAUGAUGGCACCAGGCCCGUACAUGGUCUGCACGACUGUCUUCUCCCCAAGCUGUUUGUCUGUGUCGCCCGCAUCAUGUGCUCCUAGGCCACAAUGACAAUCAAAUCCCAACCAUCCAAAACUGUAGGCUUCACCUUCCGUCAGGGAGAUCGAGUGCUGUUGCGGGUCCCAUGUAGGUGCGUCAAGAUACGCUGUCCGUGGAUGUCAAAUGCAGCCCGUAUAAGCUACAGGCUGCUACGAGGGACAAGUCGGCAGUGAUUCUUGAUAGAUUUGUGCUGCAGCAGAUGAAGGCUGACGAAAAGGCCCGAGAUGCGGAUCCUCUGGAAGACGAAGACGAGACGAGACG